Molecule: messenger RNA, 1874 nt
Organism: Leptopilina heterotoma
Lineage: Eukaryota; Metazoa; Arthropoda; Insecta; Hymenoptera; Figitidae
Product: serine protease inhibitor dipetalogastin-like
Exons: 9
Coding region: 356-952 (198 amino acids)
Molecular function (GO): protein binding; serine-type endopeptidase inhibitor activity
Source: RefSeq, a predicted model, not a curated record
GAUGUAUUGGUUUAGACAUUUUAAAAUAUAGAAAUUUUUAUACAUAGUACCUAUAACGAAAAAGGGAUUUUUUUCAAAUAAAUAAAAUCGAAUUGUAUUGACAAAUUCACGCAAACAUUGUAUACCUAUAUAUAUGUACAUAUUUAACAUCUUUUCUUCAUCACUUUCAAUGUGGGUAUUUCAAGGUCUUCGACCUAAACUUUUGGUGACGUUUCUUUUUAGGAAAUAUUUGAAAUUACUCUCACUUAUAUACAUAAAUUUAGGUACAUUUCGUAUAAAAAAAGUCCCUUUCGCUGAAUCAUUUCAUAUAUAUUCCUAAUCGGUUCAAGAGAGUAGUAGAAAGAAAGCAGUUAAAAUGUAUCAUUAUUAUAUUGUACAAAUAAUAAUUUAUGGAAUUGUACAAUUUAUCUCCAUAUCAUCAACUGACGGACUUGAAGUACAAAACUAUACUCAAGCAGACGGGUUUCUUUUCGAUGGCCCCGCAGAAAGAUCUCCUACUAAUAUUAACGAGAAUUUAAAUAAGUUUCAACUUUCUGCAAUCAGUACUUCUGCUCCUGGAACUAAUUUUGGUAGACGUAAAAUAAGCCAUAUAAGCACUUUUCAACAUUGCCUCAAAAGUUGUCAGUCAGAUCAAGAUGAGAGGAAACCAGUUUGCGGAAGUGACGGCUUAACCUAUGAUAAUGCAAAACAAGUGCAUUGUGCACGAAUGUGCGGUAAAUUGGUUCAAAUAAAGCCUUGCAAUAAUGAAGUGACAACUAUUGAGACAACUAUUCAAUCUUCAUUGCUAGAUUCUAAUUGUAUAAAGAAUUGCUCAUCGAAAACAUCAGAUAACUACAAUCCAGUUUGUGGCGAUGGAGUUACUUACGACAAUUCGGAAAUUGUAUCCUGUAUUCAAAAUUGUGGAAAAAGUAUAAAAGUUGUUUCUCCGGGAAUAUGCACUUACAGCGUAUAAUAUUUUUUACUUUCCAAAAAAAUAAGGUACAAAAAUGAUUUUAUAACAGUUUGCUCCCUCACGAAGAGUUAAAACAGAAAAGCAAGCAGAAAAGUUAUCCAAAUAGUCACGUUUUUAAAAUUUUUAUUAUGUCAUUAAUAACUCGACGGUACAUAAUUAACAGAUGACAAUACGCUAAGGAGCCAGCGGCUUCGGUCGAAAGAGUAGCAAUUCUUUGUUUUCAUGACAUCAGUAUCCAUCACGAUCCUAUCUCUAGCUCUUCCGUUGAUUGAGAAUAUGCUCCUUAAAAAUAAAGUGAUUUACAAUCAGGAAGAGCGAAAAAGAAUAUAUAAUUAAUUACAUUAUUUAUAUUGAAGAUGCACAAGGACAUCAAAGUCAUCUGAAUGUAAUCAAUUAAUUAUUACUUGCAAUAUGCAAGUUGAGUGAAAAACAAAAUCGUAAUUUUUAUUUUUAGAAGUUUUAUUUAGUCAAUAUUUUAAUGCAUGAACAUUAUAUAAUCUUGAAAAUGUAUAAUUUUCUCACAAAAGUGGAAAAGAGAAUCAAUCGUACUUGUAAAAUUAGUAUAGGUACUUUUUUAAAGUUUAUGUGAAAAUAAACACAAAUAUAGUUUUAUCGUGUAUGAGUGUUUAAUGAACAGUUUCAUUCUUUCAUUAAAACAUAAUAAUAAGAGAAAAAAUUAAUUUACCAUAUCGAUAUAUUCGAAGGUUGUUAAACUACAAUUUUAGGUACAUUUACCAAUUCUCAAUUAUACCCAUUGCGUCGGUUGUGGUUGGUUUCGCGCAUAAAUUGUCAAUUUCGUAAAGGAGUUUUGAAAUAUAGAAAUAUCUAUUUAUUUUUAGUCACUUAAAUUGCAAUAAAUAUAUUCUUAUUUAAAGACAUGUACCGUUCGCCAUUGUUCAAUAAAUACAGUAUUUACUAUUUA